This is a messenger RNA of Tachysurus fulvidraco (yellow catfish), 456 nucleotides long. RefSeq names its product serotransferrin-1-like. Gene Ontology annotation, biological process: iron ion transport. The transcript has 4 exons. The record is from RefSeq and is a predicted model, not a curated record. NCBI's taxonomy places the organism in Eukaryota, Metazoa, Chordata, Actinopteri, Siluriformes, Bagridae. Gene Ontology annotation, cellular component: recycling endosome; early endosome; plasma membrane. Bases 1 to 456 code for a protein of 151 amino acids.
AUGAAGCUCUCCGGCAUCUGUGCCUUCCUGUCAUGCCUUGUCUUAGUGCAGGCAGAACAACAGAUCACAUGGUGUUUAAAGUCAGAGGCGGUGUUGAAGAAAUGCAUCCAGAUUCAGUCUCUAAACUGCUUAAAGAUGGAAGGAACUUGGGAGUGUAUCCAAGUCGUCAUGAAUGGCGAAGCAGAUGCCAUCACUCUGGAUGGAGGAGAUAUCUUCACAGCCGGUCUCAAACCCUAUAACCUUCACCCCAUCCUGGCAGAACAUUAUGACAAAGAGACGUGCUACUACGCUGUAGCUGUGGCAAAGAAAGGAACUAUGUUUGGCUUCAAUGACCUCCGUGGGAAGAAGACGUAUCAUACUGGUUUGGGGAAAAUUGCAGACUGGUACAUCCCCAUUGGCGCUCUCAUUAAAAAUGGACAGAUUAAAUGGGAUGGCAUCAAGGACCAACCUCUGUAG